UUUAUUUUCAGAAUACCUUUUGUAGGAAAUGGACGUAUAAACAUUGGUGCAAACUGAGUCAUGUUGAUAAGCAUUUCCUUAAUGAAUCUCUAUUAAUUUAUAACGAAACGUCUUAGUAAUUAGUAGGUAGUGUUUAGUGUGUUCAGUGAAAAUGGCGUUGACCGCCGCCGCCGAAGAUUAUUUCCGUACGAUGAAUCCUUUAGCUUCGAAAAUACACGAAGACAUUGUCGAAGCGAAGAAUUCUUACGAAAAUAUUUGGGAAACGUUAACUGAAAAGGAAAAGGUGGAAAUAAUAAACGAAUCCAUAAUAAAACCGGAGAUAUCACUCAAAUAUGCUCUACUGGACAAUCUAGAGUUUGAUUUGGAUGAUCCUCCAGUGUGCAAGGAUGAUCUCAUGUCCUUCUUUGGGAGAGAACACGGAACCAAGUUGAUACAGGAUGAGAAUGGUUCUUACAGAGAUGAGCAUUCAGCACCAUUUAUCUAUCAAACAAAAAGUCAGCUAAACCUAUGCAUCCUAUCGGAACACAGGACAAAAAAAAAGGAGCCCACAUCACCCGUCCCGGCCAUGACAGAACUAGCGUUGUCUCACUCUAGAGUGGUGUCCGAGCUCAAGAAUGCCCUGAAAUCUCACGAUGUGCUGAAGAGGAAAGAAAAGGAGGAAGCUACUUCGCCAGGUUUUAUUAGCAAGUUGAUGGGGAAUUUUAAGAACAAGGAUGAAGAGCGGGAAUGUCUGGUGCCAUCGACUGCGCCCACGCAGAUAGUGGCGUCAUCUGACAACUACUUCAGAACAAACUUCAAAAGUCCCCCGGCCGACGUCAAAUUUGAUAAAGAAUACCGGAGCAGCGUCGUCAAGUCUAGUAGCGAUAUAUCGGAAGAGAAUCGUGGUCUCCUAUCGUCGAGUCAGGCAUCGUCUGCUGACUUCCAAUCGACUGAAACUUUAACCGACUCCUUGCCAAAAACGGGAUACGACUUUCUGGACAACUGGUAAAAUAUGCAUAAGGCUUCUUCUCUGUUCGUCACACAUUUUGUUGCUUUUCAAACUUUCGACCACAGAAAGUUACCGCGCAAUGGUUCCGCUGAAAAAUUCUAUUCUUAUUAAGCUUAUACAUUUUCACGUUAUGAUUUGGAUGUAAGAAAUUUGUAGGUCUACAGGCUGAAGAUUUUGAUAAAAUUUGGUAUGCGUGUAGUUAAAGACACCCGUUCAAAUAUAGGCUACGUUUUUUUUUUUUCAAAAUUACUUUAAUGUGAGGUGAAAAUUUUGUAUGAAAACCAUGUCGGUUCCGCUGUCGCAGAGAAAUUCACGCGAGUAAAGCCGCGGGCACAAGCUAGUCUACUAUAUAAAGGGUUACUGGUAUCUAACGCAUAACCUUCCAAAGGCGCAUAAGGUACAUAGAGACUAGCAUCUUUUGUUCUACGAGUUUUGUCUAAACGUAAUAAAUACAAAAAUUGUUGUGUUGCUUGGCUAUUACAUACACAUCUUAAUGUGUAGAAUCGCAAAUUAGAUAAAAACUACGAAUCACAUCGUUGAAUAAAAGUUGCUGUAGUUUUUAUGUAGUCUUUAGGAGGUUUUGCGUUACCCUGUAAUAUUUGAACUUAGUAUAAAAUGAGUAUCUUAAUUAUUGAUGUUAAAUGAAUGUGGCACUAAAAGUAACGAGUAUUUUUUUAAUCCUGACACGUGGAAUUAUUUAAAUUUCAAUGAAGUUUUAAAACUAACGCGUGUGAGACGACCUCGGUGGCGCAGUGGUAAAGUGCUUGCCUCUCAACCGAGAGGUCCCGGGUUCGAUCCCCGGUCGGGUCAUGAUGGAAAAUGAUAUUUUUCUAAUUGGCCCAGGUCUUGGAUGUUUAUCUAUAUAUGUAUUUGUUAUAUAUAAAAAACACUUUUUUUAUUUACAUUUAAUUUCUACUAAUAGUAGAAAUUUAAUUUACAUUAAAAAUUUUUUUAUUUAAAUUUUUAUAUAAUUUUUUUAAAAAUAUUUAUGUAAUAGUUUAAAAAAAAAACAAAAAGUAACAUGGCUAUUGUAUUUGAAAUAUGUUCACGUAAUUUUUUAUUGUAAGUAGGUGCGUAAAAAAAGUAAUUUUAGAUUUUUUUUUUAUCUUGCGCUGUGCGAAAUAUUGCAAUAUACGUUAAAAAUAGAUUUUAAUGAGAUAUUACAUUUAAUUAGUAUUAAAUCACGAUUAUAUUAAUUGCCUAUGUAUAUGUAAUUAUAACCACAACGAAUUAUUUGAUCGACCAUGCCGGACUGCUACACUGGAGGUCCCGGGUUCAAUCCCCGGUCAGGGCAACAUGGAAAAUUAUCUUUUUUACGUUGACCUGGGUCUUGGAUUAUGGCGCUAACGUGUGUGAUCUCAUGGUAGUGGUCCCGUGUUCGAAUACCACUUGUAAUUUUUGUAACUUAUAUUUCAGUUCAAUAAAAAUAACUGCUUGUAAAAAUACUAGUAUUAAUAUUUUGCCAAAAAUACUUAACAGUUAUUUUUGUGAUAUACUUAUAAUCUCAUUAUUGUAAGACUGCUUUGUACCACUUUUUAGCUAAGUUUGUUGUACUAAUACUUGCUU
Plodia interpunctella (Indianmeal moth) is the source of this 2554-nucleotide messenger RNA. RefSeq lists its product as uncharacterized. Bases 152 to 988 code for a protein of 278 amino acids. NCBI's taxonomy places the organism in Eukaryota, Metazoa, Arthropoda, Insecta, Lepidoptera, Pyralidae. The transcript is spliced from 5 exons. The record is from RefSeq and is a predicted model, not a curated record.